Messenger RNA from Numida meleagris (helmeted guineafowl), 1624 nucleotides. RefSeq names its product mitochondrial ribosomal protein S27 (gene MRPS27). The coding region runs from base 14 to 1444 and encodes 476 amino acids. Gene Ontology annotation, cellular component: mitochondrion. The transcript has 11 exons. Lineage: Eukaryota; Metazoa; Chordata; Aves; Galliformes; Numididae. Gene Ontology annotation, molecular function: protein binding. The record is from RefSeq and is a predicted model, not a curated record.
GCGCCCGCCAGGCAUGCUGGAAACUGUAGUACUCCAACCGCCGCCCGCGUUACCUGCGGCCACGCAGCUCCAGCAGCCCACGGCUGGCAUGCGAACCGCCGCCCGCGCCGCCCGCUGCGACCCGCCGGAGAGCACCGCCGCCAUCUUCUGCCCCGGCCUGCCGUGGGCGGAGCGCUGGCGGCCCGACCCCCUCCCCGCCGCCUCCUCCUCCCUCGGCGCCAUGGCUGCUGCCGUGCUCGCGUGGGGCGCGCUGCGGGGUUGGAAGGCCCUCGGCGCCGCGUCAGGUAGAAGAUCUCUUCUUUCUGCAGCAUAUGUGGACAGCUCAAAAUGGGAAAAGAGGCAAAAAGAGGAGCAUAACCUGGCUGAAUUAGCCAACUUAAUGGACAGAACCUAUGAAAGAAAGCUGCCUGUCAGCUCUUUGACAAUAGCUCGGUUUGUUGACAACAUUUCUUCACGAGAGGAAGUGGAUCAAGCCGAAUAUUACCUUUACAAGUUUCGGCAUAGUCCUAAUUGCUGGUACUUGAGAAAUUGGACCAUUCACAGUUGGAUCAGACAAUGCUUAAAAUAUGGUGCACAGGACAAAGCCUUAUACACGUUAAAAAACAAGGUCCAAUAUGGAAUUUUUCCAGAUAAUUUUACGUUCAAUAUUUUGUUGGAUUGUUUUAUAAAACAGAAGAAAUACGAAGAUGCUAUAUCAGUAGUAACAGAGAUCAUGCUGCAAGAAAGUUUUGAUAAGUUGUCGACACAGCUUCUUUCUCUCUAUGUUUUAUACCAGUUCCUAGCAACCAAGUCUGAACAUACGUGGGAAGAGGAGAGAAAUCUCGGUGCAUCACUAGUGCUGACAGGCCUAAAGCAAACAAGCACUGUGGGAUUUAGCUCCCAGCUGUAUGGUUAUGCAUUUCUUGGGAAAGUGGAGUUGAAUAAAGGUCUAAGAGCUGUAUACAACCUAAUGCCAUUGAUGUGGACACCUGGAUACUUAAAUAGAGCCUUGCAGGUGAUGGAGAAUGUAGCUUCUUUGCCAGGAGACAGCAGAAUCUGCCAAGAAGCUAUUGAUGUUCUGGAGACUGUUUUACGGUCUGUCCUUGAAGCAAAACCUGGUCCAGAAUCAUCUGAAGAAGCCAAGGAACUAGAACAGAAGUCAGAGUAUGCAGAAUUGGAAGAAAUGGAGCAGUCUAAAGUACCCAAGUACUACAGCCAAUUCAAGGAGCUGUACUCUAAGCUGCAUUCACUUGGCAAGGUUGAAUCUGAAAGCCUGUUAACCCUGACCACCCAACUCGUCAAGGAAAAGCUGCCAGAAUGUGAAGUGGAAGACAUCGCAACAUAUGAGCUGAAGCUAAAGGAGUGGGAGCAAGAACAUGCAGUUCUCAUUGAGAGAGAAAGAGAAAUGAGAGAAAAAGCUAAGCAGGAACUGGAAGCUAGGAAGCUAGCUAAGGCAUCUGCUUAAUACUGGAAUUCAGACUGCCAUAAUUGUGUGCAUUCCUCUGUAUGUGAACUGAAAUGUUCACUAUUAAUAUUUCACUUAAUUACUGCUGCAAAUGUGACCGUAUGUGACUAUUUACUAUACGCAAAUAAAUCUAUUUCCAUUUUGCCUGUUUGCUGAAGUAAAGCGUGCAUGGUUUAGAAA